GGAACAUUAAUAAAGCCUGAAUCAAAAUGACAGAAUUGGUCUCUUCAAAUGAAGAGGAUAAGGAUCCUGACAUUGAGUUGUUCGUAAAGGCAGGCAGUGAUGGAGAGAGCAUUGGGAACUGUCCCUUCUCCCAAAGACUCUUCAUGAUCUUAUGGCUGAAAGGGGUGGUAUUCAAUGUCACCACUGUUGAUCUGAAAAGGAAACCACCAGAUCUACAUAAUCUGGCACCUGGAACACACCCACCUUUUCUCACCUUCAAUGGCGAGGUGCGGACUGAUGUAAACAAGAUCGAGGAGUACCUAGAGGAGAUGCUAGCUCCUCCAAAGUAUGUAGUCAGAGCAGGGUUGUUGUUUUUUUGUGUAUUUUUUUUUCUUGUGCAAGUUGAAUGCCUUAUUGCCUCCUUUCUCUCAAGGUACCCAAAACUAGCGACAAAAAACAGGGAAUCAAAUACAGCAGGAAAUGACAUCUUUGCUAAGUUCUCUGCAUACAUAAAGAACACAAAACCUGAGGCUAAUACAAGUCUACAGCGAGGUUUACUGAAGACUCUGAAGAAACUAGAUGACUUCCUUAACUCUCCUCUACCGGAGGAGAUAGAUGCAGAUAGCAUGGAGGAGGAAAAGUGCUCCAAUCGUAAAUACCUUGAUGGCAAUGAAUUAACACUCGCAGACUGCAACCUUCUCCCUAAACUUCAUGUUGUCAAGGUAGUAUCUAAGAAAUACCGUAACUUUGAGAUACCAUCAGAGUACAGUGGAGUUUGGCGCUAUCUACAGAACGCCUACGCGCGGGACGAGUUCACCAACACGUGUGCAGCUGACCGAGAGAUCGAACUAGCUUACCAGGAUGUAGCCAGACGGCUGGGCAAGUGAAACCUAAUUCAAGAGCAUAGUUCAUUUUCACAGACAAACUGCAACGAGAGGUGACUCCUUUGUCACAUGAAUGUGUUCAAUACAUUUGAUAGAUAAUACAUAACAUUAACAUUUUUUUCAGGGGGAAUUUUUUUGAGUUUUAUUGUGUGUGUUGCCUUGAGGACACCAUAUUGGAUUGGUCCUAUAAAUGCCCUAGAUAGACUGUUGCUUGGUCUGAUGCUGCCUGUGUACAUUUUGCAUGUCGCUGCCGUUUUGCUACCUGGGUGCAAAUGGCACGAAUCUGUCUAAUCAGCAACUCUGUAAUGGGCUUGAGAAAAGACUGUGCCACUAAAAUAGUUCUAUUAAAAUCUCUGCAGCCUUCAUUCUCUUGAAAUGCACAAGGCAGCAUGUUUCAUUUGCUUUUCCACUCUACUAUUAUAAUACUUUAUGCAGUCAAAUCACCAGAGUUAAAUAAACCUGUAGUGUUCUCCAGAAUCCAGUUUAAAUAUGCACAAAUUAAGCAUAAUCAACUGAAUACUAUACAACUGAAUCUAUUACAUUUAUAAUCUUGUCAUUAUCUUUGCUCAAGAGUUUUACUUUUGUGCAAUUUGGUUCCUUCUGUGUUCUGUAAACCUGUUAAUAAGACUCAUAUGCAACAAUGCAAUGUUCUUUGGUUUAAAGCUUAUUUAUUGUAAAAUUGCUAAACACUUAACUGUAUGAUUAACUGUGUUUGCUGACAUUUUAUGUUAAUUUAAGAACAGUAUUGGAUUUUUAGACUGAACUUCAGUAAUCCACAAACAUAUUCAUUCCCUGCACAAUCUAUAAAGAUUAGUGCACAGUGUAUUCUACUUUACAGCAGUUGUCACAGGUCCUAGUUAAGCAAACAGCGCCAUCUUGUGAUGAAGCAGUAGAAGUUAAAAACGCAAUCAUACACUACAGUACAUCAAUGGUACACAAUAUCUACCAUCAAGUGCAAAGGUUUGCAUAGUCUUAAGACAGAAUUGAGAAAACAAAUAGUUUAACAGAUAUUCCUUCAUUAUCACAAUGAAUAAAAAAUGUUAUUAAAUCUCUGCCAGUUCUGCAAGCAUUUGCCAUGUACCAGUUUUGCUUCACUGUUCUAUUUAAUUCACCUAAACCAUUUUAUGUGGUUUUACAUCGCAUGCGAGUCAGCUAAAAAUCCUGACAUGGUAGUAUUAUAUAGUUAUUGGUAGUCUUAUGAAUAAUGAUAAAAAUGUUUAUGUACAAUGUCCCAAAUUAUUUGUUGAACUUUUGUAUAGAUCUAACAUAUUUCUGUACUCUACUAUAUGCCACAAUUAUACUGAAAUCUCUUCUAAUGGCAAAUAAAUCUAUUUUUUUAUAAUGCUGUUUUGCAUGAGAUUUUCUAUUAUAUUAUGUGUAUACUGUAAAAUAUAACACAGUGCAAUGCAAAGAAUCCAUUGAACACUCACCUCAAGUUG
Messenger RNA from Ictalurus furcatus (blue catfish), 2302 nucleotides. RefSeq names its product chloride intracellular channel 5a (gene clic5a). The transcript is spliced from 5 exons. The record is from RefSeq and is a predicted model, not a curated record. NCBI's taxonomy places the organism in Eukaryota, Metazoa, Chordata, Actinopteri, Siluriformes, Ictaluridae. The coding region runs from base 27 to 866 and encodes 279 amino acids.